Molecule: messenger RNA, 1831 nt
Organism: Hydra vulgaris (swiftwater hydra)
Lineage: Eukaryota; Metazoa; Cnidaria; Hydrozoa; Anthoathecata; Hydridae
Product: serine/threonine-protein kinase dyf-5
Biological process (GO): protein phosphorylation; intracellular signal transduction; intraciliary transport
Cellular component (GO): cytoplasm; cilium; nucleus
Molecular function (GO): protein serine/threonine kinase activity; ATP binding
Source: RefSeq, a predicted model, not a curated record
AAUGUAAAUUUGCCUUUUUAUAUUUUGAAAAAAAAAGAAAAAAAGAAAGAAUUAUUCAAUGACGAUUACGGGAAUGAACCGUUACAAAACUAUGAAAAAAUUAGGUGAUGGUACAUAUGGUUCUGUUAUGCUCGGAAAGACCUAUGAUACUGGUGAAACUGUUGCUAUUAAAAAAAUGAAAAGAAAAUACUACUCUUGGGAAGAAUGUAUGAAUCUUAGAGAAGUCAAGAGUUUACGAAAACUCAAUCAUGCAAACUUGAUCAAAUUAAAAGAAGUAAUACGUGAAAACGAUCAGCUUUAUUUUAUUUUUGAGUACAUGAAAGAAAAUCUUUAUCAAUUAAUGAAAAACAGAGAUAAGAUUUUCCCUGAGUCAGCAAUUCGUAAUAUAAUGUAUCAAAUUCUUCAAGGCCUGGCAUUUAUGCACAAAACAGGGUUCUUUCACAGAGACAUGAAACCAGAAAAUCUUUUAUGCAGUGGACCUGAAAUUGUAAAAAUUGCAGAUUUUGGAUUAGUCAGGGAAAUUCGCUCAAGACCUCCUUACACAGACUAUGUUUCAACAAGAUGGUAUAGGGCACCUGAGGUAUUACUUCGAUCAACUAAUUAUAGUUCACCAAUUGAUAUCUUCGCUUGUGGUUGCAUAAUGGCAGAGCUUUAUACACUUCGUCCUUUAUUUCCUGGUUCAAGUGAGGUUGACAUGAUUUUCAAGCUUUGUUCAGUUAUGGGUACUCCAUCUAAGGAAGAUUGGCCUGAAGGCUAUCAAUUAGCAAAUGCUAUGAAUUUCAAGUUUCCAAAUAUGGUUGCUACUCCACUUAAACAACUUAUUCCUAAUGCAAGUAAAGAAGGUCUUCAAUUACUUGAGGACAUGCUAAAUUGGAAUCCUCAAAAACGACCAACUGCACAACAAGCCUUGCGAUAUCCAUUUUUCCAAGUAGGUCAAAAUAUGCAGACAACAGAGAAACUACAAGCCACACAAUUACAAAGGCGUAUUUCAAUAAGCAAAUCAAAUGCAAUUCAAAAAAGCAUAACUCAUGAUGACAAUGAAAAACAUGUUAACAUAAAUGCUAAGAAAAAUACAAAGGAUUCAUUGGAUGUUUUUACAAGAAAUGAUUCUAUGUCUAGUGCAAAGCUUUCUGAAAUAAGUAAAGGAUCAUUAUCUUCACGUAAAAGGUGGGGUAAUGAAAAAACUGAAACAAAACCAGAUGAGUUCGAUGAAAUACUGGACGAACUUAAUACCAGUAAAUCAGAUUUUCGAUUGGUUAAUAGCAGGCAUAUUGCAAAAAAAGAGCCAUUGGAUUCAAUUUUUAGUCCCUUACCAAGUAUUGAAGCAAUAACUGAUUCAAAAAAAAAUCCUCCAUCAGCAGGACCCAAUUCUGCAAAGCAACAUUACAUGCAAAGAUCAAGGUAUUAUCCUGGUGGACCAAAUGCUCCUAUUAAGCCCUCAAUAGAAGGAAGAAUAAUUGACAUUGGAUCAGGAAAGAAACUAGUUGAGUUGACAUCAGAUACAAAAAAAGAUUCAUUUAAGAACUGGAUCUUAGGAGAUAUUAAACCAUCUCCAGCAGCACAGAAUUUGGAUGAUUUAAAAAAUGAUCGUAAUCAAAAGAUGUUAGGAGGAGGUGUGAUUUGGAAGCCCCCAGCUUUGUCAAAUACUAAACCGACUCUAGCCCAAAUAUCUACAGGUAGUGAAAAUCGCUCUAAGUUAGGUGUUCAUGGUAGAACUGAUUGGACAAACAAGUACGGUGGAAGGUAAUAUUUUUAGAGUGAGCUUUCUAGCAACUUGAGUUGUUUUGUAACAUCAAAAGUAUUUCACUAAAAAAAGAACGCGAUUUUUAUG